GAGAGAAAUCUGUGAUUUGUACACAAACCAUCAAACAUCAAAUAUUAACCUAAUUUUCAGUUUGAUACAGAAAUUCAAAAAUCCCUUAGAAACAUCUUUUAUAAACACCGCAAGUUAGCUAAAUACUAAUAAAAUGAAUUCUAGGUACCUACGAACAUGUGUCAAGCAAUUGCUGAAAUUUCCAAAAAUUCGCAAGCAACCUGCUAGGAAUAUCGGUCUUGUUCCCAUUGUAGUGGAACAAACAGGCAGAGGAGAACGCUCAUAUGAUAUUUAUUCAAGACUGCUGAAGGAAAGAAUCAUCUGCCUAAUGGGGCCCAUUCACGAUACAAUGAGUUCACUCAUUGUGGCGCAGCUCCUAUUCCUGCAGGCUGAAAAUACAAAUAAGCCCAUUCACAUGUACAUUAACUCUCCUGGGGGCAGUGUCACUGCAGGUUUAGGAAUUUACGACACUAUGCAAUAUUGUGCACCACCUAUAGCUACUUGGUGCGUGGGGCAAGCCUGCAGUAUGGCGUCCUUACUUCUAGCUUCUGGAUCACCAGGAAUGAGGCAUUCUCUACCAAAUGCCAGAAUAAUGAUCCAUCAACCAUCCGGUGGAGCUCAGGGACAAGCAACUGACAUUCAAAUUCAAGCUGAAGAAAUCAUAAAACUGAAGAACCAAAUCAAUCAACUCUAUGUCAGACACACUGGUCUUGAACUAGAGACAAUUGAAAAAAACAUGGAAAGAGAUAAGUUCAUGAGUCCAGUAGAAGCAAAGGAGUUCGGUUUGAUUGAUACAGUGCUAACCCGUCCACCCAAGGGUCAGGAAUUCAGCCCUGAAACCCCCAGUGCCACCGAGCCUAGCGCGAAGAAACAAGAAACUGUUCAAUAAAUUUGUUCUACCUUAAAACUUGUUACUCGUGAUUUUGUAAAAUAAAAUUUUAAUAAAAUA
This is a messenger RNA of Dendroctonus ponderosae (mountain pine beetle), 928 nucleotides long. RefSeq names its product ATP-dependent Clp protease proteolytic subunit (gene ClpP). Bases 134 to 868 code for a protein of 244 amino acids. Gene Ontology annotation, cellular component: endopeptidase Clp complex. The record is from RefSeq and is a predicted model, not a curated record. Gene Ontology annotation, molecular function: serine-type endopeptidase activity; ATP-dependent peptidase activity; ATPase binding. The transcript has 4 exons. Gene Ontology annotation, biological process: protein quality control for misfolded or incompletely synthesized proteins. NCBI's taxonomy places the organism in Eukaryota, Metazoa, Arthropoda, Insecta, Coleoptera, Curculionidae.